CGAGGGGCCAGCUGCUUUUUCUCACAAUUUGGUUUGUGCAGCAAGGGGAGGGUCCUCAUCAUCUGGCCCCAGUGGUGUAAUGAGCUGACUGGGAUUCAGUUGCUGGCUUGGAGCCGCUCCGGGGAAGUCCCGGUGGGUGAGGUUCCGCAGCGCCUGCUCUUGUUUCUCGGCAGUCGGGUAGGGGGGUAGGGGGGAAGGUGCGAACUGCCGGGGGCACGGAGCUCGCGCCCUGCGCCCCACCCAGGUUGUGGCUGCCCGGGGAGGAAGCGCGCAUAGGUUGAGUGCAAAGUUUCCUUUUUUGCUUUCUCGUCAGAGCAGCCCUCACAGGCGGUGGGUGGGAAUGCCUCACUUCACUUUGAAGAGGGUCGGGAGCCAAAGGGGUUAAAACAAGCUACUUCCCCACUUUCCGCCUCUCUAAAACGCACACUCCGCUAGCCAUGGGCAGCUGCGACCACCUGUUCAAAGUGCUGGUGGUGGGGGACGCCGCAGUGGGCAAGACGUCGCUGGUGCAGCGAUAUUCCCAGGACAGCUUCAGCAAACACUACAAGUCCACGGUGGGAGGGCAGGAGCGUUUCACCUCUAUGACACGACUGUAUUAUCGGGAUGCCUCUGCCUGUGUUAUUAUGUUUGACGUUACCAAUGCCACUACCUUCAGCAACAGCCAGAGGUGGAAACAGGACCUAGAUAGUAAGCUCACACUGCCCAAUGGAGAGCCCGUGCCCUGCCUGCUCUUGGCCAACAAGUGUGAUCUGUCCCCUUGGGCAGUGAGUCGGGACCAGAUUGACCGGUUCAGUAAAGAGAACGGUUUCACAGGUUGGACAGAAACAUCCGUCAAGGAGAACAAAAAUAUUAAUGAAGCUAUGAGCGUCCUCAUUGAAAAGAUGAUGAGAAAUUCCAGAGAAGAUACCCUGUCUUUGUCUACCAAAGGGGACUACAUCAAUCUACAAACCAAGUCCUCCAGCUGGUCCUGCUGCUAGAAGUGUUUGGCUUAUUUUCCAUCCCAGUUCUGGGAGUCCUUCUCAAUCUCUUCCCUUUGGUUGCCAACCUGGCAAUUUUUUAAAUACAUUUGAAUUGUCUCCUGACUGCUGUCCAGGAAGGAGGCCCAUUGUCACUUGGAAAAGACACCUGGGACCCAUGUGCAUUUCUGCAUCUCCUGGAUUCGCCUUUGACAUGCUGCUGGCUCAUGUUAGUUCCAGUUAGUGCCUUCUGUGUAAGAUCAUCUCAUCAUUCCUCCAUCUGUGAUCUGGAAUUUUGUGAGGAGGAUAAGAAAUCAGCACCUGCGUUUUAGAGAUUAUAAUUCUCACCUACUUUUGAGCUUAUUUUUCUAUUUGGUAUGCAUUGAUAUCAUGACUUCCAAUUGAGAGGAAAAUGAGAUCAAACGUCAUUUCCCAAAUUUCUUGUAGGCCAUUGCUUUCAGAUUCUUUCUGUCUUGGAAUGGAAACAUCUGAUUCUGGAAUGAGGAAGGAGUGGGUGUGGAUAUCUAUGGAUUUUUGGCUACUAGGAGCUACCCAGAAGUCCCUGUAUUUUUGAAACUUCUAAAGUCAUAAUUAAGUUUCUCUUGUCUUGGCAUCAAGAAUGGUCAAGUUUUUUGGAUGGGCAUGGUAACUCAUACCUGUAAUCCCAACAUUUGGGGAGGCCGAGGUGAGUGGAUCACUUGAGGCCAGGAGUUCAAGACCAGCAUGGCAAAACCCCAUCUCUACUGAAAGUACAAAAAUUAGCUGGCCUUGAUGGCAUGCAUCUGUAGUCCCAGCUACUCUGGAGGCUAAAGUGGGAAAAUUGCUUGAGACUGGGAGGCAGAGGUUGCAAUGAGCAAAGAUCAUGCCACUGUACUCCAGCCUGGGCAACAGAGCAAGACUCCGUCUCAAAAAAAAAAAAAAAAUAAUAGUCAAAUUUUAAACUACCUAUCUCAUGCAAUGAGAGCAUUUUCUUCCACAAAGAGCUUAGUUCUCAUGAUAGGGUUGUCUGGUGUCUCCCGUUUCCAGGUUUCUGGGCUGAUGUCUUAAUGCAUAAUACUGCAAGUGACAUCAGUUGGCUGUGACACUUCGAAAUAGGUCUGCUCCUCACAGCUUUGGGAAUCUGAAUGGAAGAAGAAAAGGGAGAAGUUAACAACCUCCACUGGGGCAACUUUGGGAGCACUUAGACCCUUAGUCAUAGGAAACAAAUAUUACAUGGAGGCCCUGGCCUUGGGGAGGAAAGUGAAGAGACAGAAAAUCAUUUGGUAAUUUAAGCACUAAAUUGGGCAGGGUUUUGUAGUAUCAAGUCACUAUGAGACAGUUUAAUUUGUUAAAUUCUCUCAAGGGUGGUGAUUUAUAACCUGCCCAAAGGUGUUGAUAUUCUUAGUAAACUCAGAGGCCUGAAGUUCUUUGAUAGACCUUAAAUAAGUGUCCUAAGUCAGGGUUCCCAAAUCUGGCUGGUCAGAAAUACCUGGGAAGUUUGUUAACAUUUUUAAAAAUGUUUUAAGAUUUUUGGGUCCCAACCUCAAAUCUACUGAAUCAAAAUUUCUAGGGAUGAAACCUAGGAAUGUGUUGUUUUCAGAGCUUCCCAGGUGAUUGUGAACAGCCUGUUUUGGGAACCAUUGCUGGAGAACUUGGUAAAGAUACAAAGACCCAGACCUUUUGUAUUUACAUUUAAAUACAAAUCCUGGGUUUCUAUAUACUCUGUUAGCUCUUUGCUGACUCUGCUACACACGAGACUUUGAAAACUACUGUCCUAAGAAAGAGAUCAGAGGCCACAUAUCAGAGAAAGGGGCAUCAAAUCUCGGUGGUUUGUUGUGUGGUUUUUUAAUGCCAGUUAUUUUCACUUGCACAGUCUUCUGAAACCUUGUAUUAGUAGUUCUCUUUGGUAUUACCAUUUUCAGAUGGGGCUUUGAUGACUAUGAUUCUGAAGAUAACAGUGGAGUAGCAAAUUUCAUUGAUAUGAAGAGAUAAUUGAUUUUCAUUCAUUGGUUUGAACACCUGCAAAAUCACAAAUAAAUGAGAACUAAGUCUUGUAUUCAUGGUA
Messenger RNA from Cebus imitator (Panamanian white-faced capuchin), 3000 nucleotides. RefSeq names its product RAB29, member RAS oncogene family (gene RAB29). Gene Ontology annotation, molecular function: GTPase activity; GTP binding. Gene Ontology annotation, cellular component: Golgi apparatus; vesicle; trans-Golgi network. Lineage: Eukaryota; Metazoa; Chordata; Mammalia; Primates; Cebidae. Gene Ontology annotation, biological process: vesicle-mediated transport. The record is from RefSeq and is a predicted model, not a curated record. The transcript has 4 exons. Bases 438 to 977 code for a protein of 179 amino acids.